UUUGAGGACAAAGUCAGAUUCCUGAAAGAGACCAUCUAUCAAAUCACAAAACUGUUUGAUGGGAAUAUGAAGGCUGUCACCUGGGACAAGAAAAACCUGGACGAUUUCCUCAACAUUCUAGAACGGCAAUUGGAGAACCUUAAUUCCUGUGUAUCACCUGCCAUGAAACCUGAGAGGAGACURAAACGGUACUUCAAGAAGUUGAAUAAGAAGGUUCUGAGAAAAAUGAACUACAGUGCGCAGGCGUGGGAGCUCAUCAGGAAAGAGACAAAACGUCAUCUGCAAAGAUUGGAUAUCCUUGCRGCACAGAUGUACUGAUCAUCCAGACUCAUCUCAGAAGCUACGCCCUUACCAGUUUAUAAAACAUGAAUACAAUCAUGUGGGGCCCUGUCAGUCUAUUUAUUAUAUUUAAAUCCAUAAAUUAUUGUUUUUUAUUUUUAUAAUUUAUAUUUUGUAUUUCCCUUUUGUACCUUUGUUGAACUGUACU
Messenger RNA from Salvelinus sp. IW2-2015, 487 nucleotides. RefSeq names its product interferon a3-like. Gene Ontology annotation, biological process: defense response. Gene Ontology annotation, cellular component: extracellular region. Gene Ontology annotation, molecular function: cytokine receptor binding. Lineage: Eukaryota; Metazoa; Chordata; Actinopteri; Salmoniformes; Salmonidae. The record is from RefSeq and is a predicted model, not a curated record.